AUGCGCUUCUCACGAGUUGUGCCACUUCUGCCCUUGGCGACCGCUUUGGUCAUUACCGAACCCGAAGUCUUCUCCAAGAUUGAAAAGUCGGGACGGCGGCUCGUUGACAAUGCUCAAACUAUCCUUGAUGAUGCACUCAGCAAGGUCAAGGAUGGAGCAAACGAUGCAUAUAGCAAGUUCCACCAUAUUGGCUACGAUGUCGAGGCAUGGCUAGAGGGCGAGGAUUUUGACGACAGCGUCAUCGACCUUGAUCACCCCCAUGGCCCUCACCAUGGCAAACCCGACCAUCCGCCACACCACGGCAACCCUCACCACCCACUGCACCACGAGAAGCCAAACCGAACCGUUUACGAGCUCAUCAACGAGAGCAAGUACACUACAAAGCUAGCUAAGCUGAUCAACGAGUUUGAUGAUGUCGUCGAGUUGUUGAAUGGCACUGCAGCCAACUAUACCAUUUUUGCCCCGACGGAUGAGGCUUUUGAGAAGAUCCCCAAGAAUCACCCAAAACCAUCAAAGGAGUUCUUGAAGGAAGCUCUCUUGUACCACGUCACUGACAGCUUGUACCCUGCUGGUCGUGUUCUCCACAGCUUCACCAUCCCUACUCUAUACACAACCAGCAAGAACCUCGGUCACGCUCAGCGUCUAACUCCCCGAGUCACAUUCAAGGGCCCCACAAUCAACUACUACAGCCGCCUUGUAGCUGUAAACAUCUUUGGAACCAACGGCGUUGUUCACGGCGUCGACCACAUCCUUGUGCCUCCUCCCAAUGUUGCCACCAUCAUCGAUCUGCUCCCUGGCUCCUUCAGCACCCUGGAGCUUGCUCUCACCAAGACUGGUAUCUAUAACUGGCUCAACACGACCCAGUACGAGCACAACGGUGGCACCUUUUUCGCCCCAAGCAACUACGCUUUCAAGAAGCUCGGUCCUAGAGCCAAUGCCUUUCUUUUCUCAAAGUAUGGCGAGAAGUAUCUCAAGGCUCUCCUAGAGUACCACUUGGUCGUUGACGAGACCCUUUACACGGAUGCCUUUUUCGAUGGAUCCGACGACGAUGAUGAUGACGACGAGUCUGCUAAAGACCGCCCAGAUUACUACCACUACGAUCUCCCCACCGUGCUGGAUGACAAGUACCUUGCUGUCGAUGUUACGCGCUACGGACCUUUUGCCGAGAUCCGAAUCAAUGGUUUCUCGCGCGUCACUAUCCAUGAUGGUAUUGCUAGUGACGGUGUCAUCCAAGUCGUUUCUGAUGUUCUCAUUCCACCCAAGAACGCUGGUGGCGAGCAAGUCUUCUGGGAUGGCGAGGAGCUUGAUGUCGAGGAUCUCAAGGAGCGUCUUGAGCCUUUUGUUGACAACAUGGAGUUGUAG
Messenger RNA from Bipolaris zeicola 26-R-13, 1362 nucleotides. RefSeq lists its product as uncharacterized. Bases 1 to 1362 code for a protein of 453 amino acids. Gene Ontology annotation, cellular component: fungal-type vacuole membrane. Lineage: Eukaryota; Fungi; Ascomycota; Dothideomycetes; Pleosporales; Pleosporaceae. The transcript has a single exon. The record is from RefSeq and is a predicted model, not a curated record. Gene Ontology annotation, biological process: macroautophagy.